Polyodon spathula (Mississippi paddlefish) is the source of this 1271-nucleotide messenger RNA. RefSeq names its product coiled-coil domain-containing protein 105-like. NCBI's taxonomy places the organism in Eukaryota, Metazoa, Chordata, Actinopteri, Acipenseriformes, Polyodontidae. The record is from RefSeq and is a predicted model, not a curated record. The transcript is spliced from 7 exons. The annotation marks the transcript as partial.
AUAUUCCACCGGCGACGGUUACAAUUGGUCCCGAAUCGUGGCGUGAUGUCACCCUAAACACCAUAAGACUGUCCGACCGGUUAGUGAAGACUUUAGCCCCGUGUAGGUCCCGGUCCAGGAAUGGCAGCUCUAGCAGCAGCCCGGUCAUUCAACUCGGAGAAGAACCACGAAACAUCGAGGCUCGGAAUCAGCAACUCGGACCUCGAAAUAGCGAUCUCAGUCAACCCCAUGGAAAGUGGACCAACAGAUCUGAAGCUGAAAGCGGGGUGGAAAAAGCAGGAGCUUGCAAAUACAGGUCUGCAUCUGCACCGCAGCAUAAUUUACAUGUGAAAGCAGGAGACACCCCCCCUUCGUUCCUGCGGGUUCACCUAGCAGAACGCAGCUCCCACCUCGCCCGAUCUUACACGAGGGCCAUCCGCGCGCUGGUCACUGAGCUGAGGCUGCAGGCUGUCCACACCAACGACGAAGCCAAGAGGCUGCUGCGCGGUCGAGAGGCCCUGGAGAAGAGCCUGGCGGGCCUGCGCAAAGACCUGAUGCUCAACAAGAGCAGUGUGGACACCAGGAGGCUCAGACCGGCGCCCAGGGAGAGGGUGCGCGAUGGUGCCGACUGUCUUCUGGAAGCAGAGAGAAAGCUGUUGAUUGAUCUGAAAUCAGAACUGGAAAUACGACUCAAAAUGACAAGACACCAGCUUGAGGUGCUGUGCUCCUGUCGGAAGGUUCUGCUGGAGUGUGCUGCAGAGAGGUCCAGGGUUCUUGACCUGUUCCCCAAUUCUUUUGCGGACUGGACUCGGAGCCACAGCUGCAGCCCUACCUCUCCAACCCCCUCCCCUUCCCCUUCACCUUCUCAGAGGAGAGAGCUCCCGAGGGCCAGCCCUGUAACACCCUGCACUCCAGAAUGCCAGGAGGCGCUGCAGGCCGCUCGGAUAGCUUGCCUCCAGUCUAGAGCUCUGUGCCGAGAGGUGAAGGAAGCGGUUGAUCAGGCCGUGUCUCUUGGAUUCACCGCACACAAAGCCACCAACGACGGCCUCACACAGAAGAUAGCUGAGACUGUUAACCUCACACAACACCUACAGGUGAGUUCAGGGGAGGCCCGGGUUGCGAUCCAGAGAGCCCAGCGCUGGUACGAUGAGAACAAGCACUCGGAGGGGCGGGUCCUGGGUCCGGUCUCCAGCGCUGACUUGCUGACUAGAGAGCGCCUUGACCGGCCGCAGGUCCAGGUCUAUCAGAGACACCCCGGGACUCAGCUGCCUGAGGCCACUGUCAUCGUACAG